Sinocyclocheilus grahami is the source of this 1815-nucleotide messenger RNA. It is a transcript of the gene ucn1, whose product is annotated as urotensin 1. Lineage: Eukaryota; Metazoa; Chordata; Actinopteri; Cypriniformes; Cyprinidae. Gene Ontology annotation, cellular component: extracellular region. Gene Ontology annotation, molecular function: hormone activity. The record is from RefSeq and is a predicted model, not a curated record.
AUGUAUAUAACCACUGAGCUCCAGGAGCUUCACCAGUCUGUCUGCAAACACUCUUCCUUACAAGCACUUUUGAAGCAACAGAAGACGACCGAGAAGCGCGCUGCUGUGUCCAGCAUGAAGCCCGUCCCUUUGGUCCUGCUCAUAACUUCAGUCUUACUGACCACCCACAUCCCGCUGAGCACCUGUCGACCCCGCGACCUGAGCCUCAUGAACAGCCAGCUAGACGACUUGCUGUUAAACAGGGCAAGAGACGACGCCAUGUCCUACCUCGUGGGCGAAAAACUCCUUCAGUAUUUGCAAAGAAACCUCGGAGUGCAGAAGGCAGGCGGUGUCCUGCAUCUCCCGCACUUCCCCACGGCGCAGCUGCGCUCUCCUCACGAGGACAACAGCUUAGAGGAGCUCACAGAGUUUUCCAAACGGAACGACGAUCCUCCGAUCUCCAUCGACCUCACCUUCCACCUGCUGAGAAACAUGAUCGAAAUGGCGCGAAACGAGAAUCAAAGGGAACAGGCGGGACUGAACCGCAAAUAUCUAGAUGAGGCUGGGAAGUAGCUGAAGCUCAAUGAUGAUGCUUCCAAUCUGCGAGUAAAGAACAAGCUCAAUGCACUCUUUCACACCCCCAAACUCUCGCUAAAGCAUAUGACAUUCACCGAUGCCUCCUGCUGACCCACACUCUUAGAAAUAAAGGUUCUUCAGUGGUUCCUUGCCACUGCAGAGAACCUCCAUCUCAUUCUUGAGUUGGCUGAGGUUCUUUGGAGAUUUAAAAAAAAAAAAAAAAAAAGGUUCUUCAGAUCAGGGCAUCAGGCUGUUGGUUUCUGCAUUCCAACAUGAAGAACAACAGAAAAAAAAGUUCUAAAAGGUUCACGUGUGGCCUCAGUGUUAUGUGGAACCUUUAUUUUUAAGAGUGGCAUCUAUCUGUUCACCAGAAGAGUUUCUGGUGACCUGCUGCUGUCUCCAUCACCUCUGGAUCAUUUCAGAACCAGGAACCGCAUGCAAGAGUCACACAACAGACCUACCAGGACCUUUAGAACGCUGAUCAGUCAGGGUGGUUCACAUGUAACCAAAUUGAGAAACCAAUCAAUCUACAAUUGACUUGUGCCCUUUGAGUGUUUACAGUUAUUGGCCUCCUAUUUAGAGUUAGACUCUUUAAAAACAAAGGUUCUUAAUUGGCAUCUGUGGUUCCACGAAGAACGUUUAACAUCCAUGGAACCUUUAUAGUGGUUCUUUAGACGAUUAAAAUGUUCUUCACACUAAGAACGAAAAGGUUCUGUUUAGAACGGUUCACUGAAAGCUUUAGAAGGUUCUUCUAAGGCAUGGCUGUGAAACCCCUCUUUUGGAACCUUUGUUUUUCAAAUGUGUAUAAAUGAAAGAAAUAUUACAAAUCCUGCUAAUUAGUAUUGAGUUAUUCUCAAUGAAGUAAAAGAAGGCCAUUGUAAAGAGCAAUUUCUGUUCGGCUGGUUUGGUUGCAUCCUCGCACUUUGCCAGAGUUUUCUCAUGACGUGAAAUGCUAUACUUUGGUAGUAUUACCAAUAUUUACCACACACAUAAUGCCAGAUGCUCACUGUAUACUACGUGCAAAAGUAUGUUCUCCUGACUUGGUGGGAAACGAUGAUCUGUAGCACUUCAACCAAGAGGCUUACCCACGUUUUGUGACAAUAAUGUUGGACAAUAUUACAAAGUGCUUGAGAUAUACUGUACAUUGUAUAUUGCUUAUCAUUAUGUAAAUUACAUAUUAUAUUGCACCUAAAUGCAAACAUGACUUUGUAUUUUGAACAUGAAUCAGCAGAAAUAAAUGAGUCUACAUGCCUUUUACAA